This is a messenger RNA of Aspergillus ochraceoroseus IBT 24754, 1653 nucleotides long. RefSeq names its product acyltransferase family protein. Lineage: Eukaryota; Fungi; Ascomycota; Eurotiomycetes; Eurotiales; Aspergillaceae. Gene Ontology annotation, biological process: polysaccharide biosynthetic process. Gene Ontology annotation, cellular component: membrane. Gene Ontology annotation, molecular function: acyltransferase activity, transferring groups other than amino-acyl groups. The record is from RefSeq and is a predicted model, not a curated record. The transcript has a single exon. Bases 1 to 1653 code for a protein of 550 amino acids.
AUGGUCGCCGAUAAGGAACCUCCGUCAUCUCCUGCCAUCCACAACAUUCCCUUAAAUGAUCUGGAAUCAGGCCUGGAUCGCCGAUUCCAGCCCCCGUUUCUUCCAUGGAGCGUGUCAGUGUCCGACCUAGUAGCCGAUCCAUCCAAGCUUUUUCCAAUUGUUCAGCACUUCUUCGACCAUUGGCAGACCUAUAUGGAAACAUUUUUCACUAACCUAACAAUAGCCAUCACCCCGAGCUAUUUGCAGCACUUGGUCGGGGGCCAACCAACACCACAAACAAAACUGCAUGCAAUCGCGGCACUAGACGGUCUACGAGGAUGGGCUUGUUUACUCGUCUUUAACUUCCAUUUUCUCUUCACCUACACCUGGAGGGUUGCGCUCGGGUGGGGGUUCAACAAUGAGAACUUUUACUUCUACCAACUACCCAUCAUUCACGUCCUUACCUCUGGACACAUCAUGGUCGCCAUCUUCUUCGUAAUCUCAGGCUACGUGCUUUCCUACAAACCUCUGAAGACGAUCCGCAGCCGGUCCUUCGAAGAUACCUUCACCACCCUCGCCUCUUCCACCUUCCGCCGUGGUCUUCGUUUGUAUCUACCUUCUAUCGUCGGCAUCUUGCUGGUCCUGAUUGCCGUCCGCCUGGGGGUGUACAACUAUUCACAAAAAGUCCUGUUCGAGGGUCGUACUAUUGUGGGUACCAAUGAACAGCACCCGCCGAUUAUGCCAAAAUCUUUCUCCAAGCAGUUUUGGGAUUGGUAUGCUACGGUGGUACGCCUCAUGAACCCUUUCGACUGGGGUCUCUACUACAACAACUACAACCCUCAUCUAUGGACUAUCCCCGUGGAGUUCCGCAGCUCCAUUGUCCUUUUUCUGACCAUCCUGGCCACCUCACGCCUGAAGUCCGUGGCGCGCGUUUCCGUCGUUAGUGGCUUGGUAUGGUUCUGCAUGCGCUGGGGUCGGUGGGAUGUAGUUCUUUUCCUCGCUGGCAUGCUUAUGGCCGAAGCCGACCUCAUCCAGGGGAUUUGGGACCGCCCACGCGAGGAAGAAGGCGAGAAGGAGAGGCGCACCUGGAGCCGCCACAACCCGUUCCAAUAUCAUCAAACCUUCCGCCUAAGUAGCCCCAAGCGCUGGAUCGCGCUCUUUGUUCUUGGUCUCUACCUAGGCUCCACCCCUAACACCGGGUACAAGUUUACCCCCUUCUUCAUGUGGACCUGGACCAUCACCCCCAAGACCUAUCCCGAACCCCACCGCUUCCCGCAAACCCUCGGCGCUGUUAUGAUCGUGUACAGCAUCAACCACUCCAGGGACAUCCAAAAACUCUUCAUCAACCCGGUGUCGCAGUAUUUGGGCCGCAUUUCCUUCGCGUUCUAUAUCGUCCACGGCCCCAUCCUCCACUCCCUGGGAUACUCUCUCAUGCCCAGUAUCUGGAAAAUCACUGGCAAGGAGACGGACUUCCAAUCCUGUUUUGGGUUUUUCAUCGGUUGGCUCAUCUGCCUUGCGGUUUCCCUCUGGGCGGGUGAUCUAUUCUGGCGUAUGGUUGACAUUCCCAGCGUGGACUUUGCGAAAUGGGUCGAGAGUAAAGUCGUCGUCGUCGUCGUGGCUAAGACGACUCCGCGCGAAAAUCUACGACCCGGUCCAAGCUCGCAUGUUUAUUAA